CAACUUCAACAGAAUUUUCAACAACAACAGAACUUCAAACAACAACUGAACAUUUAACAAUGACUGAACCUCCAACAUCGACUGAACCGUUAACAACGACUGAGCCUACAACCACAAUCACAACUGAACCUCCAACAACGACUGAACCUCUAACAACAACUGAGCCUACAACCACAAGCACAACUGAAUCACUGACAACAACCACAACUGAACCUCCGACAACGACUGAACCUCUAACAACAACCACAACUGAGUCAACCACAACUGAACCACAAGCAACAACCACAACUGAACCUCCAACAACAACCACAACUGAAUCUCCAACCACCACAACUGAACCACUAAUAACCACCACAACUGAACCACUAACAACAACUGAGCCUACAACCACAAGCACAACUGAAUCACUGAUAACAACCACAACUGAACCUCCAACAACGACUGAACCUCUAACAACAACCACAACUGAGUCAACCACAAAUGAACCACAAACAACAACCACAACUGAACCUCCAACAACAACCACAACUGAAUCUCCAACCACCACAACUGAACCACUAACAACCACCACAACUGAACCACUAACAACAACUGAGCCUACAACCACAAGCACAACUGAAUCACUGACAACAACCACAACUGAACCUCCAACAACGACUGAACCUCUAACAACAACCACAACUGAGUCAACCACAAAUGAACCACAAACAACAACCACAACUGAACCUCCAACAACAACCACAACUGAACCUCCAACAACGACUGAACCUCUAACAACAACCACAACUGAGUCAACCACAACUGAACCACAAACAACAACCACAACUGAACCUCCAACAACAACCACAACUGAAUAUCCAACCACCACAACUGAACCACUAACAACAAGCACAACUGAAACACAAACAACAACCACAACUGAACCUCAAACAGCAAUAACUACUGAACCUCUAGUAACAACCACAACUGAAUCUGCAACCACCACAACUGAAUCUCCAACCACCUCAACUGAACUUCUAACAACAACCACAACUGAGCCAACCACAACUGAACCACAAACAACAACCACAACUGAACUAACAACAACCACAAUUGAACUAACAACAACCACAACCCAACCUCCAACAACCACAACCCAGCCUACAACAACGUCUACGACCGCCAGCUCAGAGGCAGCAAUCAAUGUAACAGAACUGAAUUCCAGUGAGGACACCUCCACAGCCUACACAGACGUGACCAGAACGGCCCCUCCCACAGUGAAUUGUACAAGUAUAGCUGUCAACGUUCAACACGUGACCCCACUAGAUGAUUCCUAUCUCUACAUCGGCUCCACGGCCACAGUCAGGGUAUCUGUUGUCAUUCCCGUGGGAUAUAUUGAAGAGUUGAGAAUCACCCUCAUCCACGAUGGGGAGAAUGUUGACUUCGAUACUAUAAAGGCAAAUCAUACAGGCAACAUGGAUUUCACCGAUUCCACAUCCGUGUGGAGUAGAUAUUACAAUACAAGUUUCCAAAGGUUUCACAGAGUCUGUUACAAAUUUUAUAACAUUACCACGUCAUAUUCCAACAGUACUGAAAAUCGGCUACUUUCUGAUUUUUAUGUGUAUCUGCAUAACGCAAAAGGUUUACAAGAUGGACAAAACAUAAGCAUAGAUGCAAAAGUUUCUUACCAGUGGAAUGGAAUAAAUCUGAUUGAAUGUCCAGUCCAUCCGUUCAGUUUUACCAUAAAAACACUGCUUUUGAAAAUGAAUAAGACGGCUUCCUUUUCCAUGGUGGCACCAAAGACAUCUGAACUCCCUUCUGGAAUCAACCUACUUAAUAAAAUUACGUUUAGGGCGUGGGUUCCAGAUUAUAAUCCUUCGAUUAAAGUUCUUCUGCAAAGACACACCGACUCUCUUUGGAUUGCAUACUUGCGAGUGCCCAGCGUUGGAUUGUCAUAUAGGACAGGCUACGGAGAUAUCCGAUUGCUUAAAGUUUCAAGUUGUGGUGCUAACACCUCGUUGUUGAUAGAAUUCCCCUCACACUGGGUGAACAGAGGUUACUACAAAGAUUCAAAAACAACGGCCUAUGACAAAAUAGAAUUCGAGGCCGGUAUUAUGAUGACAAAGUCAGCUGAUUUGGAUUCAGAACAAACUGUCCGCAUAAGCAUUCUAUUGGAUGAUGUUGAAGUGUGGAACUCGACAGUUUCCCUCAAAGUCAACUCUACAGUAAAUGCGGAUUCACUGGUCAAGAUGUCGAUAGUUGAUGACCUCGUGAAUGGACCUAUCGUAUCCUCCAGCAAUAUACCACUAAUGUUAGUCAUCGAAACACCAGCGAACACGGCAGAGAUUAUAAAUAUCAGGUUAUGGACAGGAAAUCUCUUGGAGACAGGGGAACCAGCAGCAAUAAUUAAGAAUGUGUCUUUUCACCGUGCUGACGAAAACAUUACGUGUUAUGACCUGAAUGCACUUUAUCACAAAACAGAAAACUCAUCGGUUCAGAACUCCGCCUUAAUUCAUUUGAAGUAUGUAAAUUCUGCUACAGACAGUAUUACUAGUUUCAUAAAUCUGACUUUUGAAGUCAAUGUUGUGCAGGAAAAGAUGAAUUUUGCAGACAUGUAUGUCGUGUUUGUUGCCCUUGGAACUGUGACGUUAAAAUAUACGAUUAACAUGAAGCUACCCGAGAUUUUGAAAGACAGAAACAACACAUUGUUAGGACAGUUUCAUAAGUUACUGGACGGUGAUAACAGCACCUGUGUUGAUUUACCUGUUAUGGGAAAUUUCCCUCCAUUAUUUUGGACAAGGGUUCAUACCGCAUGGUUUAGAAUCAAUGCAUCAACGUUCGAAAUAACAGUGAUUGGGAAAGAUAUAUCUUGCCAACGAAAUGGUUACAAGAUUUCGCAGGUAUCCAUACCUACAUCGAGCUCAAAGAAUGGAUUCCAUGGAGAUCUGAAGUUUUGUGAUGUAACUUAUAAUGGAGACAUGAACAGAAAUAUUAGUAAAUGUGUUUAUAAUUGUCAGUGCAAAAAUCACGUGGAAUGUAGCGAAGUGAUUUUGUUCAUGGCAAAUCAUGGGGAGGCCUCCGACUGGAAUUUAUGUGAAUUAUCCGCAGUUAAUGUUUAAAGAAGAACCAUCCAUAGCUAUAUGUACAUGUAUAAUAUAUUUUCACUAUAGGACUCCACUUUAGUUUGAGACUUAUGCUUACUUUAUAAACAUAAAUAUUAUUAAACGACGUCUCAUAUCAAUCCAAAAUCCGGAAGUAAAGCUGAGACUUUCUAUUACGCCCCUUAAAGAGUUUCACAUUCAUACUGACGCGCUGCCAGCUAUAGGCUGCACCACUCUAUUAAUGUUGCCUAAUGUUCUUACCAAAAUUACUCACCUUUGAUUUGACCCUGCCUCCUUAAAGUAAACUUCUCAGACGUCUUACUUUUACAUCAUGUAGUACUGUAAUACAAUCAAAGUUCCGGGACUUAUUUUCGACGUGAACCUCCACAUAGAUAAAGUGAUGCAACCUGCAAUAAAAAUAUGGUUUCUUUGAAUUUCAAUAAACUUCAUAAAAAAGAAGUUGAAUGAUAUGUGUGUGUGACUGUACAUUCAUUUUUGUUUUAAUUUCUGAUAUUCAUGAAGUGAAACAAACCUUGGAUAAAUGAGUUGUUUGGAUGAAAUUGAGGCCAUUUUGAGCAAUUCUGAUAGAAAGCGUAUGUGUGUGAAAUUUGGAUUUUUCACCUAUUUUUUUGUAAUUGCUGAUAACGAUUUUUUUCAUAUGGUUGUGGAAGGCUUUACCUUAUAUGUAAGAAAAUUGUUGGUGAUUUUAUGUGGUAUACUAAUAUACUAUUGAGAUUUGAUGUGUAAAAUUGCAAUUGAAAUGUGAUGAUGUUCUUGAUUAGACUUAUCAAAUUCA
Messenger RNA from Ostrea edulis (European flat oyster), 3876 nucleotides. Its product is annotated as mucin-2-like. The record is from RefSeq and is a predicted model, not a curated record. Bases 60 to 3098 code for a protein of 1012 amino acids. NCBI's taxonomy places the organism in Eukaryota, Metazoa, Mollusca, Bivalvia, Ostreida, Ostreidae. The transcript is spliced from 9 exons.